Melanaphis sacchari is the source of this 2022-nucleotide messenger RNA. Its product is annotated as protein tramtrack, beta isoform-like. Gene Ontology annotation, cellular component: nucleus. The transcript has 7 exons. The coding region runs from base 239 to 1750 and encodes 503 amino acids. Lineage: Eukaryota; Metazoa; Arthropoda; Insecta; Hemiptera; Aphididae. Gene Ontology annotation, molecular function: protein binding. The record is from RefSeq and is a predicted model, not a curated record. Gene Ontology annotation, biological process: regulation of transcription by RNA polymerase II.
UAAUAAUAAUAAUAAUAAUAAUAAAAAGAAAAAGAAAAAAUAAUACUUAAAUAGAACAUUGAUUGUUAUUUGUCGGUACUUGGUUUAUUAAUGGCCUCGUCCUUAGCAAUCUUUGUAUGCUAUUCAUCCCGUCAAACGUGAACGUUUUGGCGUCCAUUAUACGGAUGUCUCUGAACAGCCCACUAGCACGGGUUUGUGGAUUAUAACAACUGUCGUCUGUGUUUGAUUCGGGUUUACAAUGACUGCCGAUCACUUCUGUUUGAAAUGGAACAAUUAUCCUUUGAACAUGGUUACCGAGUUGGACAGUCUUCGCACUAGUGAAGACCUGGUGGAUGUUACUUUAUCAUGUGAUGGACAGUUGUUCAAAGCUCAUAAAGUUGUGUUGUCUAUGUGCAGUUCUUACUUUCGAAAUGUGUUCAAGGAUAAUCCUUGUAGGCAUCCAGUUGUAAUCUUGAAAGACAUAAAUCAAGAUGAUGUUCAGGCAUUGCUCAAUUUUGUGUAUCAAGGCACUGUUUACAUAUCAGAGAAAAAAUUAGCAUCGUUUUUACGGACUGCUGAAUUGCUACAGAUUAGAGGUCUUGCUGGUGCAGCUUCUACUAUAAAUACAGAUCUAGAGUCAACCAGAACGAGUUUAGAGAAAAAUAAUAUGCCUCCACUACAGCAACUGUCUACUAAUAAUAAUCAAGAUGAAAAACAUGAUACAUCAACUUCAACAGAGAAAUCUGAUUCUCCUAAAUCUCCCAGUGAAAAAGUUUCUGCUAAGCGAAAGAAAUGUCUUCCUGUAAAAUUGAAAAAACAAUUUGAUAAUGGCACAGAAUUUAUGGAUGAAACGACUGGUAGUGAAACUGACAUAAUAAGUCGAUUAAAAGUCGAUGAUAUUGAUGAUGGAAAUGUAGAUACUGACUGUUAUAUUGAUGAAGAUGGAUCAAAAGAUGAAUUUUGUGAUGAUCCAUAUGCACAAGGACCUGAUGUUGAUGAAUAUGAAGAUGUGGAUUUAGUUAAAGAUGAAUUUGGUUCGCAUUCAACUACAAUUUUUGACAAGUCAUUAAUUGCUUCUCGUAUGUUAAAUGAUCCUAAAGAAAUUCGUACAAGUACAUCUAGUGGUAUUGAUUUUGGUUUAUCUUCAGCACAGGCAAAUCAAUGUCCAUCUGAACAAUCAUUAUCAACUGCAGACCGUCUAGGCCGCCGACCAUGUCCAUUAUGCCAAAAGGUGAUCUCCAACAAGUCUAACUUAUUAAAGCAUAUGCGCAUUAGGCAUAGUGACGAAUACAAUCCAGCUGGUUGCAGUGUGUGUGGUAAAGUGUUUAAGAACAAAUACAGUUUGCGUGCUCACAUUAAUAUCUACCAUAAGGAGCACUCUACUACUACUACUACUGCUACUACCAAUACGAGUAAUCAAGGUGCAUAUCAAGUAUAUAACAAUAAUGCUGUCCCCCAACAGCAGCCCCAGCAACAACACCCACAACACCAACAGCAACAACAACAACAACAACAGCAACAACACCAACAUCAACAAUCGGUUCCAGUACAACCUGUACAGCCCAUCAACAAUUCUACUGGUUCUUAUCUGACUGGUUCAUCAUCAGUUACUUGUUUUAACCAGUCUUCAAAUGCCACUUCAACCACUGGUGGCUACAUUAUACAGCAGCCUCCUACAUCACCGUUCCUAAACAAAAUCUCAUUGGAUCUCCCAUCUCCAUAUCAGCUAACAAACCAGGCUACAUCUGGGCCGCCUUUAUCACCACUUUAACCAUUAUUUCCAGCAGCAUCAGCCGGUGAAUUUUUUGAUGUUGUCGGAUGUGCUUCACGCAUGACUCAUUUGGAGGUUUAAACUUUCACUUCAUCUUCGAGAUUGAUUACUGACUAAUUAAUUUGUCAUUAUUAUUAUUAAAUAAAUAUAUAUUUAAUUCUAUUUUUUCUAGAGGGGGGAAGGGCUUGGUUUGAUGUUUGAUUAAUUUUUACUGGUUUUAAUUCAUUAUUUUUAAAUGUAUAUUGGUAUACCCGAAGUAUAAUAUUUUUUAU